This is a messenger RNA of Blastomyces gilchristii SLH14081, 4964 nucleotides long. RefSeq names its product hydrophobin 1. NCBI's taxonomy places the organism in Eukaryota, Fungi, Ascomycota, Eurotiomycetes, Onygenales, Ajellomycetaceae. The coding region runs from base 3973 to 4413 and encodes 146 amino acids. The record is from RefSeq and is a predicted model, not a curated record. The transcript is spliced from 2 exons.
CACCAGCUUUCGUUCGAACCUUUUUGUUUGUUUCUCCAACUAAUUUUUCCAACUUUUAAAUACAACAUGUCGAUUACAGUCGGUGGAUUGCGAUAAGUAAGGCAUUUCGCAUUCGAAGGAGGGGGGGGGGAGGUGGAAGAUUCACCCCCCAGCCCAUAUGGCUCGACCUUGUCUUGUUUUUUGCAGGAUUCCACUUUUUUUUUGGGGGGGGGAUAUAUGAAUAUAGAGAUGAAACUCCCCAACGUCUCUCCCAAUACAAGGAACUAGUGAUUCAUAUACGAUUUUUUCGUUUUUUGCAAAUAUGCUAAGGAUGGGGGAAUGGAACAGACGUUCCAAAGGGAGUGAGUUCAAGAAAUCGUGAGGGGCCAUAUCCGUUGGAACACACAGGGCAGUCGGAAAGGGAGAUUUACGCGACGGCAUUCCUGGCUAUGCUUUGCCUCCUUUCCAAUGCAUGCAAUGCAUGCCAUAGCAUUUGUAUUGUCACGGGAAGGCAGUUUUGUUUUUACGCAUUUUUAUAGGGAUUGAUUUGCACUAUUCAGGGCCGCUCUACUGAUGCUCAUGCGCACAUUUCUGGUUUCUGGGACGAAUAGAAACUGGGGAUAGCGGUUUGAGACAACCGCAGACGUCGAAAUGGCAUUUGAAUCACGAUGUGUGAAGGGAAAUCUGCAAAAUGAAUGAUCUUCCCCCUCCGACUAGCUGAGAAAUAUUUUCUGACGGAAUUUGAAAUGCCAUGGAACAAAUUUCGGGGAGAAAGUGAUUCUCAUUUGCCUCUCGAAAAUUGACAGGAAUGGCUAACUGAUGAGACAUAUGAGGAAGAAGUGAAAGAAUCUCUGGGGGGGUGAGAGCGGGAGAAGGUCCAAAAAAGAACGAGUCUUCUAUUACAGACCGAAAGAAGAACGCAAAAUGGUAAAGAGAGUUGGGGACCUUGGAAACUAAACAACCAAAUCGGAUUGAAAAACAAAGGAAACCUUUUUCGGCGCUGAUGAGGUUAUCCAUCCUACCGAUGCAAGAUUAUAUAAAUAAUAAAAUCUCCGCGAAAGCUACACCAACAGCCAGGCCCAAGGAAGUCGAAAUCUGAACGAAGCUAUCACCCAUUCCCCUAGCAUCCGUUCAGUAUUUCUUGAACCAACUCUCAGCAAUUCCCUCCCAUCUUCGGAUCUCGACGCACAGACCACACGCACUGAGCGUGUGUGUGUGCUACUGAGAAACAGCUUAAAGGUUAAUCUCGAUGUUGAUCGGCAUGUUGAAGUCGAUGUCACCCAUGCACACUUGGAACUGAAGGUUGUUUUUUGUGGUAUUAGCCCGCCUGUUGAAAAUACGAAAUAUCGACUGAUAUGAGGGGGUGCAUCUCAUGUGUUUACUUACCCCGAAGUUGUUGUUGCAACAAAUAACGGUUUGCGUGCAUUCGACGUGGGAGUUCACACAGUUGUGGGCUAGAGGAGCGGACUGGUUAGCAAAACAUUGUCGCCGCUUGAGGCCGCUUUCCUCGGGAGGGUAUUUAUGAUUUGAGCACUUACACCCUCCUUCAGUGCUGCAGCAGUACGGGACACCGGUGGAGCACUGAUUCGUUUGCUGGACAGGGGGCUGCGGAGGGGGCUGCGGGCAAAGUUCCUUUGGCAAUCCGAACCCUGGCAGCUUCGGGAAUCUUCUCUCCGCCAAAGCAACGUCGCCAUCCUUCGGAGCGGGAACCGGGUCAGGCACGGGGAUAGCAAUAGACUGCGUCAGCAGCAUGAAGAUAGAGAGGAAGAUAGAGGUCUGAAUGAGCUUCAUCGUCGCGGUGGAAAGGUUAUUCCCCAGCGUAAAAAAAAUAGGCGGAAAAUUUUUUGAGGUAGAAGGGAAGCGAUGGAGAAGGAUUGGCAAAUUUUUUUUUGUUAAUUUUUUUUUUUUUUUUUCCAAUGGCAAGAGGGCUCAAUUUGUACCAAGCCCUCCGCCUACUUUUUUUCGUCACAUUUGAUAUCCUUUUUUCUUCGUCCUCUGCAAGCAAAGGCAGACAUCGACAGCCAUUAUGAGCUAGCACAACCCACGGCCUUUCGUGUGGAGAAGCUAAAUAUAGGACGAGGGUCGGAGGUUGUCAUUCGCUGUCUUGUUUUAGGGCUUUUGCCACUUUUACUUUGAGACAUCGGUUUCUCUCCAUUGGCACGCAAAAAGCCUGAGAUGAAAAGCCUCCCAGAGUCGAUAUGGCUUUCAGUGAGAGGCUUCAAUACGAUCAUCCCACGAUUAAUCGAGCCUGGCUGGGCCAUGUGAGAAUUUCCCGGACUAAUGAAAUCUUACGUCUUAUCGCAGCUGCAUUCCCAUUUUAUUUGGGGCUGGAAAAAAAUAAUUUCCUCCAUGUUGUUUUUCUUAUUUUACAUAACGCUGCAGUUCGAACUAUUACCUGGCCAGUCCAUUCGGGAUCAGACUUUCCGCACCCAGGCGUGCUGUUUGUCGUACGCCAAGCUGAAGUGAAGUAGCCUGUCACCGUUUGUGAUACAUCAACCCCGGAAUCUUUUAGCUGCGGGGUGACAGUGGCACAUCUGGACAUCCUUUUCGCCUAAGUAUCCUGUUCCUGACUUGCAAAUCGAAAUGGGGAAUGCUUGAAAGUUUCGUGUGGCUCACUGCCGCUUGGUCCAGGUUUAAAAGCUGUAAGACAAGAGCUAAUUCCAGGCUUGUCUGGAUGUUGUGUUCUUGGGGUCUGGACCAUCGGCGGGCUUAGCGGGAAACUAAAUGUCCACUUCGUUGCUGAUUGGCUUCGAUUGAGCCUCACCAAAACAUUUAAGUUGACUACCAGGACGAAUUAUUAUCGCAUUUUUGGCGGUUAUUUUUCAUCCUCCAUGAUAUUGAUAAUGGGUUAAUUGGAAAAUAUUUUGGAAGUGUCGUUCACGUUUCUUUGCGUCCAGUUGGUUCUCUCUUACUCCUAGAUAGCUGGUAUCUCACCGCUGGAGACUGUCAACAACCGAUCUAGGGUGCUCAUAUGUGCAUUCAAAAGGUUCUGGCGAGGGGGGAUAUACUUUCAUGUGUUGUUAAAUGGAGUUAAAUGGCUUGCAGUUCUCCUAAGAGUCCGCCAAAUCGGCUUCGUUGUGUUACUGUUCAGCUGCAGCUGCCAGCUUCAAGGGCCUAUUUUUCUAUCCCCUGGGAUAUCUAUAUCUUCAUCUAUCCCAGUCUCCACCGCAAUGUGUUGCACGUUCGUUUCUGAUUUGCGAAUCUUAGGCGAGUAUCCUGCCACUCCAAAGGUACAGCUCAUCACGCGCCAUUUCUUGAACUGAGCCUCAAAAGCCUCACGAUUUGGAAGAAAAACUCUGACCUUAACGCCCCCUCUACGGAUGAUUGGCCCGUGGGGUUUGCCAGCAAACCGAUUUUGAAUUCUCAUAUCCUCAGCCCUGACAAUUCCCGUGGGCCUGGGUCAGUUUUUGUUUGUAUCCGGAGCUGACCAGCCACGCUGGUUUUUCCACUCAGCUUGCAAUCAAGGAUAGGUUUGCCAUGCCGGAAGUGCACACUCGUCGCCUGGCCUGAACGCCAUUUGUCGCUUGGCUGUUUCUCUAAGGAAUUUUGUGUGAAGUUGACACGAUCAAGCCCUGACCGAACCCCAAUUCUAUUUUAAAUAUAGACACCACUUAUUCUGCACAACCUUAACGCCAUCGGCUCGUGGGAAUGGUCAAGUGUUACCACAUUCAUGUACAAGGAAAAGGGGCCGGAACAUUCAGCAGGGUGAGAACAGAAACUGAGAUUCUCGCCACACAGUCUGCCUUCGCCAGCAUAUCAGCCACGAGGCGACAGGCGAGACACUCGCUGUGCGUUAUCGUGGAUGCGCCAGGGCGUUUUCCAAUUCGACGAAGUGAGGCUCUACUGACCCUGAAGUAUGAUCGUGAAGGAGGGGUUGCAAGGACGAGACGAGCCAACCAACAACGUCCAGCACUUCAUCGGGGGGCAUGAUGAAGGGGAUAGAGAAAUGCAGGCCUCAGAAAACGCAUAAAUAGACCUCUCCUUCCCAUCCAAAUGUCCUUUUUUCUUCUCUUCUCAUCAUCAUCAAGGCAUCAAAAGGAUAUCUCAAGACUUACUUCCAAUCAGUAUCAAAUCUUCAAAACCUUUUUAAGAAUCUCAUUCUUAAUCAAACACCCCCAAACCACCAAAAUGCAGCUCACCAACUUCGUCGCCAUCGUCGCUCUGCUCGCCACCAGCGUUGCUGCCACCCCCGGCCGUCGCCCAUCGCGCCCAGCACGUCCAACACGCCCCGAUGGCCCAGUCUUCCAGAGAAUCUCCUGCUCUUCGGGCGGACCCUUCUGCUGCGCCCCUGAAAGCACCCUCGGAACUACUUGCACUGCUAUGGAAGGCAGCUCUGUCAGCUGCAACAGUCUGAUUGUCUGCUGCAACAACAACGAAGGAAUCCAAUCCUGCUCUGCCAACUUGCAGCAGCCGGUAACCUUCAUCGAUGUCUAAAUGCAAUCACACUAUGGUCGCAGCGUUUGACAAGUCACUUUUCUCCUGAGAUCCACAUGAUACGCGGUCGAACGGUGUCAAUUACUUUUUCUCGCCCUUUGGGAGAAGAGCCAUAGAGUGUUGUGGUCAGGUUGCUAGGCCGCUCUCCUUUCCUCAGCUACCCAUGCCUUCUACCUCUUCACUAUGCGCGCGACGAAGGCUUGUGCUUGCGGAUGAGUGGUGGACUGAACCGGGGACGGGAUGGAACAGGGAAGGGGGAGGUUUAAUUAAUGGUGGAUAAUCGCCGAGUUGUUUCCUACUGUCGCUCCUUACCUCUUUUUUUUUUUUUUUCCCUUUUGUCUUUUGUUUCGAGGAGAGCUGAGAGUUUUCUGAAUAAGGGGUCUACGUUGGGGUUUUUUUCAAAAAAAAUAUAUCGAUUGGUGCCUAAGGCAUUUAAUUGCCCCCUUUUGUUCCUGGUGAGAGGGGGAGGAAGAUGAGGAUGGAGCGGUACUGACUCUUCCUUUAUUUUCCUCCCCUUCUCUGCUCGAUUAGAACACCUGGAACUGUUAGGU